UCUCGCGAUACUUGGCGAUAUGAGCAUAUUUUCCCACAUCACGUGACGUGGGCAGGAUAUUUGAUGCGGCUUCAUUUCGGUGGACGGUUCGAACGUUUGACCCUGUGUUGGAGCUCCAUGUGUCUGCUGUAACAUAUGAAAUCAUCAGCGCGGAAAAUGAUGAAGAUAGAGCAAGUCGUCGUUGGCAGUGAGGGGAAACCCGCCCCAAAGGAGAUCAAAAAGGAGAUCGUGGUUGGCCCUGUGCAGUCAUAUCAACAUGAGAAUCUGCAGUGUUUCCUGUGUUUCAUUACCUUCUGUAACUCCAAAGCAAAGGAAAGACACAUGAGGAAGAGUCAUAGGGAACUGUACAAGAUGCAGCUGCAGGAGACUGAUACUAUCUUCACUUGUUACCAGUGUGACAAAAGCUUUUCUUCCUCUGAAUUGCUCAGCGCGCACCAAGCCACCCACAGCAAAGAGGAGAAACCUUUUCGCUGUGGCUACUGCCAGAAACACUUUUUAACCUACACUGAGGUGAACAAACACAGACGACUUGACUGCAUAGAGCGACGGUUUCCCUGCCAGGAUUGUGGCGCCUUGUUUCCCAGUCCUGCAAGAGCUCGCCACCAUCGCGCCACAACGCAUUCCCAGGGCGCCGUAGUGGCUGAGAGUACCAACACCUAUCAGUGCUGUAAAUGUAGUGGUAGUUUUAAUACAGAAGAGGACCUCCUGCUGCACCAAGAGAAAUUUGCAAACAGUGUCAACUGUGACCUGAAACCCCCAAGCAAAAAGCGUGGUCGUAAACCGAAGAGCACAGCUCAAGGAGGGAUUGUUGACAGCAAGAAGAUCAAAUUGGAAUUGGAAGAAGGAUACAUUGACUCAACAUCAGAGGGGUGUCAAUCUGAUGAGCAGAAAACAGAGCUCCAGAUCCCCUGUCCCGAAGAAAGCUGUGACCUCAUGUUCUCUUCUGUUACAGCCCUGCGGGCACACAAGAGAGGGGAUCAUGGACCUUCCUCUUACAAGCCUCACACAUGCACCGAAUGCGACGCGAGCUACGCUCAACCCGAGCAGCUCCAAGCACACAUGUCCAAGGCUCACUGCUCUGAAUACACCUGCCCCACCUGUGGAGAGAGCUUUGUAUCAGAGGGUCAUCUAAAGAUUCACCAGGACACCCACACUGAGGGAGAGGAGGGAACAAAAAACAGAUAAUACAAGGGAAAAAGACUCCAAUACAUCCUACUUCAGUUAGACAAUUGUCAGAGUAUUUCUGCCAUACUCUCCUCUGUGUAGGUAGUUAGGUGAAUAAUAUAGUAUGUGAGUAUUUGAGGGGAUGUUAUGCAACAUUUGAAUUUUGGAGGUUGAUUCAGGAGUGCUGUUUUUUAAUGCUUUUAGAAUGAUGUCCUCCAGGUGUGACUAAGACUCUGUACUGAUCUGUAUAUAGCUAUGAAUGAUGUUCACCAUGAGCUUAUGUCGAAAGGGCUUUUCUGCUGUUUGUAUUAUCUCUGUUAUACCAGUGAUGAUUUUUAUUCAGUGAAGAUGAAUCGGUUAAUGCUCACUCAUUUGUGGGAAUAUAUUGUUUUCAACUGUUUUACUUUAUUUUCAGGGAAACCCAUUAAGGCUACAGUUGCACAGAGAAUGUAAUUCCUAAACAAUAUACAACUCAAAAUCCAAUAAAUGGUCCACGCUAAGGAUGCUAAACUCUUGAAUAUAACCAUGGAGUUUCUCAUUCCAAAAGUAAAGAGUUGUUGCAUUGAACAAUA
Messenger RNA from Notolabrus celidotus (New Zealand spotty), 1736 nucleotides. RefSeq names its product gastrula zinc finger protein XlCGF52.1-like. The transcript is spliced from 5 exons. Bases 136 to 1185 code for a protein of 349 amino acids. Lineage: Eukaryota; Metazoa; Chordata; Actinopteri; Labriformes; Labridae. The record is from RefSeq and is a predicted model, not a curated record.